Molecule: messenger RNA, 19374 nt
Organism: Zootoca vivipara (common lizard)
Lineage: Eukaryota; Metazoa; Chordata; Lepidosauria; Squamata; Lacertidae
Gene: ADGRL1
Product: adhesion G protein-coupled receptor L1
Biological process (GO): cell surface receptor signaling pathway; adenylate cyclase-activating G protein-coupled receptor signaling pathway; heterophilic cell-cell adhesion
Cellular component (GO): axon; presynaptic membrane; plasma membrane
Molecular function (GO): G protein-coupled receptor activity; latrotoxin receptor activity; carbohydrate binding
Source: RefSeq, a predicted model, not a curated record
GUGAGUGGAGUUUAAUGGGCUUUGCCAGGCAAACACUUCUGGAAAUUAGGCAAAGUAGUGGGGACAUAGGCAGACCAGUCACUUGAUAAAUCUGAGUGUAGGUGCUUGAAUGGAAACUCCAAGAUCCAAACAGAUAUUUGGGGGCCAGUCCCCCAAGCCUGACUGCAGCCUAAAUAGAUCUUACUAACUGUAUCCAUGCUGUGCAGAUUUAGAUUGUACAGAUUUAGAAAAGGUCCACAUUGUCAGCACUUAUACACUACGAGGUUGGAAACAGACAGAUCAUUUUUAGGGUGAAGCUAAGAUAUAAUAGGAACCUCAUAGGAGGUUCUUUAUCCUUGAGGUGAGCUUAGGUUCCUCCUCAUUUUUCAGUUUGCAUAAGAGACAUAUAUGUAUUCUAUCAAGCCAAAUUGCUUGAAUGGAAACUCCAAGAUCCAAACAGAUAUUUGGGGGCCAGUCCCCCAAGCCUGACUGCAGCCUAAAUAGAUCUUACUAACUGUAUCCAUGCUGUGCAGAUUUAGAUUGUACAGAUUUAGAAAAGGUCCACAUUGUCAGCACUUAUACACUACGAGGUUGGAAACAGACAGAUCAUUUUUAGGGUGAAGCUAAGAUAUAAUAGGAACCUCAUAGGAGGUUCUUUAUCCUUGAGGUGAGCUUAGGUUCCUCCUCAUUUUUCAGUUUGCAUAAGAGACAUAUAUGUAUUCUAUCAAGCCAAAUGGUGUAUCCUGACCCUCUUGUCAUGCUUUAGUCAGAUCGUCCACUUUUUAAAUAAAAAAGUACCAUAAGCACAUGUAUGUGUUUGGCUUGCUUGAAAAAAACCACAGUUUUGUUUUGUUUUUAAUUGCAAAACUUCCCUGAGGGGUAGAGGGAGAAGCCUUGGUGAAAUUAUGCCAAUCAGUACUGUCCACCACUGACUCUGGCAGGGUGGUUUGAGACAGUUAUUGCUUCCUCUGUUGUGCACAUACAGUGGUACCUCGGUUUAAGUACACAAUUGGUUCCGGAAGUCUGUACUUAAGCUGAAGCGUACUUAACCUGAAGCGAACUUUCCGACUGAAAGUAAUGGAAAGUGGAUUAAUCCGUUCCAGACGGUCCACAGAGUACUUAAACUGAAGCGUACUUAACCUGAAGCGAACUUUCCAAUUGAAAGUAAUGGAAAGUGGAUUAAUCCGUUCCAGAUGGGUCCACGGAGUACUCAACCUGAAGCGUACUUAACCCGAAGUAUGAGUUUAAUUGGUUCUGAAAGUCCGUACUUAACCUGAAGCAUACUUAACCUGAAGCGAACUUUCCCAUUGAAAGUAAUGGAAAGUGGAUUAAUCCGUUCCAGACGGGUCCACAGAGUACUUAAACUGAAAGUACUCAAACCGAGGCGUACUUAAACCGAGGUAUGACUGUAUUUCUUUUGUCCACCUGUGCCACUAGUCAGGCAGGUUUUGCAGGUCUUCAAAACAAUACAAAAGUGCAAAACCUUUCAUAUAGCUGUCAGAGGGGGAAACUGUUGGCUGCUGUCUAGCCCAGUGCAAACUAGUUUGGGAUCAGAUUCUUAAACAGUUUUAAUCAUCAUGACUUCUCUCACAACGACUUUGUGAAAUGUCAUCAUUUUAUAAGGUUCCUGAGAAUGCCUUGUUAGAAGCUCCCCAUCAUUUUGGAGAGCUGCAUUUCUGAAGAUUUCUUGGUUGGAAGCCAUGAAGUUUGAAAAGGCUUGAAAUUGGUUUAAAUACAGAGGUGUAGAUAGAGAUGCCCAUAGACAUCGCUGGGCCCAGCUAGGGGGAAACAGCAAGUCAUUAGUGCUGCAAAACCAUACUGAGGCAUAGUGUAGUUUGGCACUGAUUAGGCUACGGCAGGAAAUCUGUGUUCCAUUUUGGGUGCUACUUUGAAAGGAAGAUGAGAAAAAACGAGAAGCUGUUCAGCAACCAAGGAGAAUAAUAAAGAGUGGAAGAUAUAAGGAAGUGCGAAGGAGUUGCAUAUAGGAGCCGCAAGAAGAAAAGAUUAAAUGGAACAUUCUUAAUAGUCUUCAAAUAUUUAAAUUCAAGAUGUCAAAUAGCAGUUGCUACUGCCAGUGUGGGUAGGCAAAAAAUGAAUGGUUUUAAGGAGGGCAGUAGAGCAGCUAAGCGUUGGAAUAAAUUUCAAAAGGAAGACAUAGUCUCUUUCCUUGGGAGUGUUACAAAGUGGCUACAUAAACAUAUAUGGGCAACAAUUUGACACUCAAUGAAUACUAGACUAUUUAAAGAGUUUUUGUCUUUGUUUAUAUGAUAAACAUUUAUUCAAACUUCAGUAUUUUUUCCUCUGCCCACCUUCAGUGUUGGCAUAAUUGGAGGCCCUAACUGUCCCUGCCCAUGUUGCUGUGGCCCUGUUUCCUUGACUACAUUCAUCAUCUUUUGUGGAUGUGGUCCCUCUCUUCCCUUGGUUUCCUCCCCACUCUUUCUCCUCCAUCUCCUCUGCUGACUACGCUUCCAACUAGGGAGCCACGGUGGCGUAUGGCCUGCUGGGAAGUGGCUCUCACAGAGCAGCCUCUGGGCCCAGCUAGCUUGAAAAUUCUCUUGCUGACAGGGCCAGCAAACUGUCUGGGGUUUUGUCACUGAUUCUGCAACUCACAUAAGACAAGAUGCAUAUGUGGACCUCAGUUUUCCCCCAAUUAUAAAUGAAGAGAGCCUCUUGUGGACACCCAGCCUACAGGAGACUGGUCUGUUUGUUCAUUUGUAUGAAUUUGUGUGCUUUAUAUGCAGCUAAUUCCAGAUAUAGAGAGUUGUUCAUUCAUUUGGGGGAAGAAUGCUUAAAAAUGCAGUAGAAUGAUUUUCCCCCUUUUCUUUUUGCUUCGAUUAAAUUUGUGCAUAACUUGUUUCACCCAUCUCCUAGGUUUGCAUGGUGGGUCAGGCCCCAUUCUUUAACUGGGACAUCCAGUUAAAGAAGGUUAGGAUUCUAAAACCUAUUUUCUCUUAGAUGAUUUAAGAGACCACAAACCUAGCCAAACAUCAACUGAAGUGCAGUGGAUUCCUUUCUUUUUAAACAGGCCUUUCUUUUAUUUUCCACUUGUUUCCUAAGCCCUCAUGUUAUACAGGCCUGACAUGGACAAUCUGUUUUCAAAUUAGUCCAGAAAACAGCCUGUUCUGACAUCCAUGACCCUGCUUGAUUCAGUAUCUCAAUAAAUCAUAGUCUUAUAAAGAUUCAUUUUCAUACAUACCCCCUAAAGCAAUCCAGAGCCAUUAUCUCCUUUACAUACAUGGAAAGCUCAAUUCCACAUAUGCUCAUAAAUGAUGGUUAUAUGGUGACACUCUGGUAAAUCAUGAAAUGAAGUUCUGGUCUUCUGAGCCACAAAACGGCUUGUCUAUUUAAUUUUUCAUUCCUUUACUCAGUCCAAAUUAUGUACACGUCAGCACAAAUCUGAUAUCACUUGUAUGUUUAUUCUGACUCCUGGCAUCAACCCCUUUUCUAACUUUCCAGGGCCUCACUGACUCGGACAAGAAAAAUAUUCUAUCUGGAUUCAUUUUAAUGUUAAGAGGUCACCAAAGUCACAAAGUCCUUCAGAAACUGAAUACUCAAAUCACGAAUUUAUUUAAAACAUUUUAAGUAUUUUAAAUAAUACAUUUUAUUUCUUAGCUGCUAGGUAUCAUUUAAUGGUAACCCUGAGUGCGAGAAAUCCUCUGCUUCCCUGCAAAUGAAAGAUGAGGUUAACCCUUCAUAAUGAAUACACACAACACCCUCAAAAGAGGAUUAGGAGGCAGAGUUUGAGGAUACCAUGAGAGUCAAAUGGUCUAUCCUCUUUAUAUCUCUUUUCCAGUCAUCUGGGGCCAUGCAGUGUUCCCUGAAGUUUCCAAUAUAAAACACCAUAUAUAAAAUCCUGAGUUUUCUUCAAUGUUCUAAGAGGGACUCAUCGAUGAACCAUAACAGGAAGUUAUCAAUAGCAAAAUAAUAGUGAGGAUGUUGAUUAUUUUGCUUACCUCUGAUGAUUGGUUGGUGGAUUGUAUGCACACAGUAAAAUUUGUAUUAAUGUACAAGGAAUUUAUUGGAAUGCUCUUUUGUGCACUGGGCAAUCAUUCCAUUUCCUCCUUGGGGUGUGCCAAUUUUUCUGAUCUUAUUAAAGUUUGCUUUUUUCAUGAAUUCUGAGGAAAUUUUCAACUAGGAUUCUAUGAUUCUCUUCUAAAUCAGCCUCCAACAAUCCUGCCCACUUGUACUACUAUUGUUAACACUUCACCUUCCCAAAUCAGCAGGAGCUCCACUAUAAUCUUCUUACAUAAGAGCAUAAGCAGAGACCUGAAGGAAUAUAGGGAGGAAUUCAGCACUGUGCUUUUCUGACCAUUCAUCAGUGCAAGCGCUUAUGUGGUGCCCUGAGGGUUCUCCUGCCCCCCCCCCCCCGAGCAGAUUGGGGGAAAGCAUGGAGGGGUUAUUUAUACAUACAAUCAAUCAAUCAAUCAAAAGUUUAUUGCAUUAGCCAUAUAGCCAUAGCACAUAUAAAAGAUCAAACAAGCAACUGUCGCACAACAACAUAGAAUACAACAAAUACAACUACAACAUUAAAUAUAAAAUCCAGCUGAGUGCGGCUGGUAAGGUAAAAGACAAAGCAAGGCGUGUUGACUGUGAGUAUAACAGGAAUUUACAUAGGACUAGGGUUGGGCAAGUUAGCCGAAAAGGUGGCCCUGAGUUUCAGGGGCUGUAAAAUGUAGAUGACCACAUCGUGUGAAACCAAGGGGUUGGCGUCCACCAAUAAGUACUUCAUGCGGUCGAUGUCCCAUGCGAUGGUCGUCAGGAUUAAAGAGAGAAGCCUGGAUCUUACUGAGGCAUAUAAAGGACAGUAAAAGAAAAAGUGUAUAUAGUCCUCAAUCUUUCUCUCAUUGCAUGGGCAGAGUCGAAGGUUCAAUGGUGUGUUGGAAAAAACGCCAUGUAAGAAUGCUGUGGGGAUGACGUGGAAUCGAGCUAGUGUGAAGGUCCUUCUUAGCGUGGGGUUUGUCAAUUUGCUCAGAUAGUGGGCCAGAGAUCUAACUGCCUUCACGUGGGGAAGCCACGUGGAGAGUUUGGCUGCUUUAGAUUGUGCUAGAUCGAAAGCUUCACCCCUAGCUAGGAUCCAACUGCGGAUUUUAUCGUUAUCCCAUGAGGUCAGGGCAGCAAAGUCUGGAAGGGAGUAGCGGUCACAGAUGAAUUCCAUGACCUUAGACCAGGUACUGCUGCCGGUAAGGGCUGUAAAAGCUUGUUUAACUAGUCGGGAGUUUUGAAUUUCUGCAAGGGAUUUGUAAUAGAUAAUUAAUCUGGUAUGGGCUUUAGCUACUAUAGAUGGUAAUCCCAAUUCUAGUCUCAAUUGGGCGGCCAUGGACCCAUUAGGGAGGCCUAAGAUCUUUCUUGCUAGGAGAUUUUGCAGAGACUCCAGAUGCUGAAAUACAUUCAUGUUCCAGCCCCAUAUUUCCACCACGUAUAGCAGCAUUGGGGGUACUUUGCUGAUGUAGAUCUUUCUGGUCGGCGCCACCCGUUGUCCACCAUUUCCGAAGAAAAAUUUAACCAAAGCACCGAUGGUCAUGUUUAAAUGGGCUGUCCAAGAUAAUCUAUAGUGAAAAGUGAUGCCCAAGUAUUUAAAAACUGAGCAUUGGUCAAUGGUGUGACCCUCGAGGUACCAUGAUGGGUUUGGUUUUGUCUUGCCAAAAGGGAUUAUUUUGGUAUUGGAAAAAUUGAUUGUUAGGAAGUUUUCUUCGCAAAAUUUCAUGAGUGAUUUAUACAUACAUGCAUGCAUGCAUGCAUACCCUGCCAAUCUGGCUGGGUUUCCCCAGCCACUGGAUGGCUUUCAACAAAAUAUUAAAAAUACAAUAAAACAUCAAACAGGAGAGGAGGGAAGCCUUAUUGCACUAGCAGAAACCCUUAUGCUGCUUUCUGCUAGUAUGCCAGGUUAGUUAAGUCCAGGCCAGACCAAUGUUCCAUUUAGUCUACCAUCCUAAAGCAUUUUCUACUUAGGCCAGAUGCUACCAGAAUGCCCAUAAGAAGGGCUUGAAGGCAACAGCUCUUUGCCUAGCAACUUGUACUUGGUGGCUCACCACCAUUGAACCUGGAGAUUUAUUUUAGUUAUGAUGGCCAAUAGCCAUUUCUUUAUCCUCUAUGAAUUUCUGUAAUCUUCUUCUAAAGUCAUAUUUACAUCUGACAUACUUUUAUACCCCUUCUCAGGCUAGCUUACUGGAGGAAACCCAUGUUACCCAUUCUACACACCAAUGCACAGCUGUUCCAUACAACCUGGAUUGCAGAGACAUAGAUCACUGUGGUUAGUGUGAUUGUUGUGCCUGCAGCUGCACAGGUUUGGGAACGCUAUGCUUUCACAUCCUUAAUUUUGCUUCUUACUUUGUAUUGUAACAAUUGCUGCAGAGAGUGGAGACAUGUUGUUUCUAACAUCUCCUUUUUUGUGCCUCUGCCAAAUUUUGUUCCUACAGUAUUACCAUGACACAAUGUGGAGGACACAAUUCAAAGUUACUGGGAUCAGCAGAGCUGCUGUUUAAAUUAUCAAUCAGUCCAUCCCUCAGUCUCUACCACUUUUGGUCAGUUCUAGUAGCUCUGUCUAGUCCCACCAAAGCUUGAUUUUUGCUCAUAGAAAGCAUCCUGAUCCUUCCAAUCACAUAUAUGACAUGAUAAUAAUAAUAAUUUAUUAUUUAUACCCCGCCCAUCGGUAGGCAGUGUUGCAGAGCUGUAUAUGUCGUUUUUUGUGCUUCACCACGGUCCCUAGUCAAAUCAGCUUUGCAGAUUUUUAUAGCUCUUUAAAAUGUACCAUAAAAUAAUAAAGAUAACCAUAACAACACCCACAACAAUAAUUAAUAAUAAAGGGGGGGAACUAAUCUAGCCCUUUAAAAAAGAAUAAAAGGACAAUUUACCUUAGGGGUAAAAUUGACUAGACCAAAAACUUUGCAACAUGUUCUAGUUGAUUUCACUAUUUGGGAUUUGAAUGGGAUGUAGGGGAAAUUGCUGUAAGAAUUAGGAAAAUUGACUCCCACUCCGCUUGUCUUCAUGGUAUUUGUAUAGUUGUAAAGAUACAGGUGUUGGAACAGGACUAGUGUCAUAGAAAAGGAAAAGACACUCAUUUUGUUCCAAAUAAAUAAUUGUACACACUCAGAGAGAGCAAAGCAAAGGACUACUUCCAGUGUCUUACGUAGUGGCAUAUUUUAUUUUUGAAGAAGACGAUGUGAUUUGAAAAGCUAUCUUAUUGAGGACAUAAUCUGCAUGUAAAAGCAGCUGGGUCAGAGUUCAUUAUUUGUUCUGGAUUCAUAAAGUUCUAGGUCAGGCAUCCCCAAACUUCGGCCCUCCAGGUGUUUUGGCCUACAACUCCCAUGAUCCCUAGCUAACAGGACCAGUGGUCGGGGAAGAUGGGAAUUUUAUGAAUAUGUCCUUGAAGUCCCUGGUUUUUAGGCCUCACAUUGACUCCCCCCCCCUUAGUGGCCCUGUAGAGCUGCUGCUAGUCAGUGUUGGACUGGCUCUGUUUAAGGCAGAACCUUAUACAUCAGCUUUAACAUCAACAGCGGAAGGGUAAAAGAAGGGUAAAAGAAGGGUAACAUCAACAGCGGAAGGGUAAAACUAGGGUAAAAGAAGGUAGUGAGAUAAGGACGUGUAUUUAUGAAUAUAGUAAUUAUGAGUUGGAGCAAAGGAAUAGAAGCACGGGAGGAUUUACAGAUAGAUAAAUGGGCUGAUUGAUGUGGCAAUGAGCUGGAUAGGCAAUGCACUUAUGGUCAUGAUAGGUCAGCCUUGCUUAGGGGAAAAAUGGUAUUCUUGGAUAUUUUUCUUUUCAAACUCUUGCUCUUUUCCUUUCUCCCUUUUCUGCUUGCUCUCCUUGACCCUACCUUUCCCCCAACCCCACCUUCCUCCCCGCCAAAAUGCUUUGAGCCAGCAACCAACCCCCUUUUGUGUUUUGUUCCUUUGUCGUCCUUUCUGGUGGUUUUGAUUUCUGACUUUUCUUCUGAAGGGCAAUGUCGCCAGCACAAAAUUAAAAACAACAACAAAAAACCCUCCAAAAACUGUAAACCUCAAACUGAUCAGACGAAAAAGAAAUGAAAAAGUACAACUACCACCACCAAACCCAACACGCUCUCUGCCUUGAAAUGAUUCCAAAGCGGGAGGGGCUGGUGUUUGUUGGGCUGGUGGGGGGAGGGGAGGGGAGAUUUACAGUUUAAGAAAGAAAGAAAAAUGGUUUCUUUAGGGUGCGGGGAGAAACAAAAGCAAUUUAAUCUCUUUUCUCUUUUUUUCCUUCUUGCACCUUUUUUUUUCAAUAUAUUUUUCUUCUCUCCCUUCCGAUGCAUAAAGUAGAAGUGGAACAGAAAGUAUUCGUUUGCCCGGGGACACUGCACAAGAUCCUGGAACCUACGUCAGCCCAUGAAUCAGAACACCAGUCUGGAGCCUGGUGCAAGGACCCCCUGCAAGCCGGAGACAGAAUAUACGUCAUGCCAUGGAUCCCAUACCGGACAGACACACUGACAGAGUAUGCCUCGUGGGAGGAUUAUGUGGGUGCCCGGCACACCACCACUUACCGCCUGCCCAACAGGGUUGAUGGCACAGGUUUUGUGGUAUACGAUGGAGCAGUCUUCUACAACAAGGAGCGGACACGCAACAUUAUCAAGUAUGAUCUGCGGACGCGCAUUAAGAGUGGAGAGACAGUCAUCAACACAGCCAACUACCAUGACACCUCACCCUACCGUUGGGGCGGCAAGACUGACAUUGACCUGGCAGUGGAUGAAAAUGGGCUAUGGGUCAUCUAUGCCACUGAAGGCAACAAUGGUCGUUUAGUGGUGAGCCAACUGAAUCCUUACACGCUACGCUUUGAGGGCACGUGGGAGACCGGCUAUGACAAACGCUCAGCAUCCAAUGCCUUCAUGGUAUGUGGAGUCCUCUAUGUGGUGCGGACAGUUUACGUGGACGAUGACAGUGAAGCAGCUGGUAACCGUGUUGACUAUGCGUUCAACACCAAUAUGAACCGGGAGGAACCCAUCUCGUUGACCUUCCCAAACCCCUACCAGUUCAUCUCCUCCAUUGACUACAACCCCCGUGACAACCAGCUUUAUGUGUGGAACAACUACUUUGUCUUGCGCUACUCACUUGAGUUUGGCCCACCUGACCCAAGUACUGGCCCUGUCACCUCGACACCACUCAGCACUACAACCACCGUUCGUCCCACCACCAUCACCAGCACAGUCUCACCUGCUGCUACAACAACAACACGGCAGGUGCCCCUCACCACCCACCCCAUAGGUGCCAUAAACCAGAAGGGUACAGAGCUUCACCCAGUCACCGCCAUAAUGCCCAGCACCCGGCGUCCACCAGCAAAUAAUCAGCACGUCUCUCCAGAGCUCUUCUGUGAGGCCAAGGAGGUGCGGCGUGUCCAGUGGCCAGCCACACAGCAAGGCAUGCUGGUCGAAAGGCCUUGCCCUAAGGGCACACGAGGUAUUGCUUCCUUCCAGUGUCUUGCUUCGGAGGGAAACUGGAACCCACGGGGGCCUGAUCUCAGCAACUGCACAAGUCCUUGGGUCAACCAAGUGGCACAGAAGAUCAAGAGUGGAGAGAAUGCAGCCAAUAUUGCCAGUGAACUAGCCCGGCAUACGCGUGGUGCCAUCUACGCCGGAGAUGUCAGCUCCUCUGUCAAACUAAUGGAGCAGCUCCUCGACAUUCUGGAUGCACAACUUCAAGCGUUACGCCCUAUUGAGAGAGAGUCAGCUGGCAAGAACUACAACAAGAUGCACAAGAGAGAAAGGACAUGUAAGGACUAUAUUAAGGCUGUGGUGGAGACGGUGGACAACCUGCUGCGACCUGAAGCUCUAGAGUCAUGGAAGGACAUGAAUGCCACAGAGCAGGUGCACACAGCCACAAUGCUCCUUGACAUCCUGGAGGAGGGAGCCUUCCUACUGGCUGACAAUGUCAAAGAGCCAGCCCGUUUUGUCACUGCCAAGAAUAAUGUGGUGCUGGAGGUGUCAGUGUUGAAUACAGAAGGCCAAGUGCCAGAUAUUGUUUUCCCACAUGAGUAUACCACCAGGAAUUCCAUCCAACUGUCAGCCAACACUAUCAAGCAAAACAGUCGUAAUGGAGUGGUCAAGGUUGUCUUCAUUCUCUACAACAAUUUGGGGUUUUUCCUCUCUACCGAGAAUGCCACCAUCAAGCUGGGUAGUGAGGUUGGUUCAAUUAGCCCCUCACUUGUUGUCAACUCACAAGUUAUUGCUGCCUCCAUCAACAAGGAAUCUAGCCGCGUCUUCUUGAUGGACCCCGUCAUCUUUACCCUCUCCCACCUGGAGGACAAGAACCACUUCAAUGCCAAUUGCUCUUUCUGGAACUACUCAGAGCGCUCCAUGAUGGGUUACUGGUCCACGCAGGGCUGUCGGCUGGUGGAGACCAACAAGACCCACACCACCUGUGCAUGCAGCCAUCUCACCAACUUUGCUGUGCUCAUGGCACACCGUGAAAUUUACCAGGGCCGCAUCAAUGAGCUGCUGUUGUCUGUCAUCACGUGGGUGGGCAUUGUGAUUUCCCUGGUCUGCUUGGCCAUUUGCAUCUCCACUUUCUGCUUCCUGCGUGGGCUGCAGACUGACCGCAACACCAUCCACAAGAACCUCUGCAUAAAUCUCUUCAUCACUGAACUCCUCUUUCUCAUCGGCAUUGAUAAGACACAGUAUGAGAUUGCCUGCCCCAUCUUUGCAGGGCUGCUGCACUACUUCUUCCUGGCAGCAUUCUCCUGGAUGUGCCUGGAAGCCAUCCACCUUUACCUCAUGCUGGUUGAGGUUUUUGAGAGUGAAUACUCCCGCAAGAAGUACUACUACUUGGGGGGCUAUUGCUUCCCUGCCCUGGUAGUGGGUAUUGCUGCUGCCAUUGACUACCGCAGUUAUGGCACCGAGAAAGCAUGUUGGCUUCGAGUUGAUAACUACUUCAUCUGGAGCUUCAUUGGGCCCGUCUCUUUUGUCAUUGUGAUCAACCUAGUGUUCCUCAUGAUCACUCUGCACAAGAUGAUCCGCAACACGUCGGUCCUCAAGCCUGACUCCAGCCGACUGGACAACAUCAAGUCUUGGGCACUCGGGGCAAUCACUCUCCUUUUUCUCCUGGGCCUCACCUGGGCAUUUGGUCUCCUCUUCAUCAACAAGGAGUCUGUUGUCAUGGCCUAUCUCUUCACCACCUUCAAUGCUUUCCAGGGCAUGUUCAUCUUUGUGUUUCAUUGUGCACUGCAGAAAAAGGUUCACCGGGAAUUCAGCAAAUGCCUGCGACAUGCAUCCUGUUGCCUACGGAGCCCGCCAGGGGCCACACUGGGCUCCCUCAAGACCUCAGCCAUCCGCAGCAACAACCGUUACUACACUGGGACGCAGAGCCGAAUCCGGAGAAUGUGGAAUGAUACUGUAAGGAAGCAAACUGAGUCCAGCUUUAUGGCGGGUGAUCUCAACAGCACUCCCACCCUUAAUCGAGGCACAAUGGGGAACCACCUGCUGACCAACCCCGUGCUGCAGACACGGGGCGGGACCAGUCCUUACAACACACUCAUUGCUGAGUCUGUGGGCUUCAACCCUGCCUCACCACCUGUCUUCAACUCCCCAGGGAGCUUCCGAGAGUCCAAGCACCCCCUGAACAACAGCCGAGACGCCUGUGGCAUGGACACCCUCCCGCUCAAUGGCAACUUCAAUAACAGCUACUCCCUCCGCAGUGGCGACUUCCCGACCGAUGGCACCAAGAUGGCCGACUGCCGACGCAACCUGAGUGAUGCCGCCGCCUUUGAAAAAAUGAUCAUCUCCGAGUUGGUGCAUAACAACUUGAGAGGGGGAGGCAGUGGUGUGGUCAAGGGGGGAGGGGGUUCUGCCGAGACCUCCAACCCCCCUGGGCCCCCUCCCCCUCCCAACAUAGUUGCAGGGGGAGGGGGUACCAACAAUGAGGAUGACGCCAUUGUGCCUGACGCCCCUUCCUUGACCCAUGAGGAGAACAUGGAAAUUGAACUCAUGUAUAAGGCCUUAGAGGAGCCGCUCUUGCUUCAGAGGGCACAAUCCAUCCUCUACCAGAGUGACCUGGAGGAGUCGGAGAGCUGCACAGCUGACCUGACAGAGGGGGGCGAUGGCCAAGCCCCUUCCCCCAACAGGGACUCUUUAUACACCAGUAUGACCAACCUGAGGGACUCCCCAUACCCGGACAGCAGCCCUGAGGCAGUUGGGGAAGUGAUUCCUCAUGCCCAAGCCAUCAAUGAAAUCUACUAUACCAAUCGGCCAGCCUUGGUGCCGCGCAACCAGCUCCAGGCCUACUACCAAGUCCGGAGACCCAGCAAUGAUGGCUACUUGGUCCCAGGAAGCUUAGAAAACCCAGCAGUGGAGGGAGAUGGCCAAAUGCAGCUGGUGACCAGUCUCUGAGGGGCUGAGAAGGGACUGAGGGACCAUAACACCCCCCCAAAAAAAACCCCAAUACGGCACUGUUGCCGUGACCUGAACAUUUAAAUUUUUUCCUGGAAGAAAGGGUGGGGAAGAAGAGAAUGGCACAGGGCUGGGGAAUGAAUGGAGGAGGGAAGGUGGAAGAAAGAGCUGAGUGAGGCAGAGGGCUUCUCCGAGGAGAAGGGAGGGGCAGCCAUUUUGUCCAUCUUUCCUUCCAUCCAAUUAGAUUUCCAGACAGAAACUGGCAUGUGGCCUAUCUGGUUAUGUCCGUUUUUCUUCUCCAGGCAAAUAAAUGCAAUGGAGGAAAGAGAGCUGAAUCUAGGCAAAAGGAUCAGACUUAUUUUGACAAUACCUUCUAGAUAAUUGGGGGGGGGCAGAGGAUGAACCAAGAAAUUAGGGUGGGAAAGUUAAAAAGUUGACUUUUUUUAAUGUUACGAAAAUCAAAGCCAUGAGGGUUCCACAUUCAGAGACUGUGGCACCUGGGGAAAUGCCCUGCCCUGCGCCCUGGCUCAGAGCCUGCUCUCCACCCCUCGCCUUCCCAUAGCUUAAUUGGCCUGUUUUGCAGAAAAGUACGAGGGACAAAUAGGGCCAUGUGGCACUCUGCCUAGUCGGGGUUUAGAUUCAACUGUUGCCAAAAAAGAGAGAAAAAAGACAGAGAAAGGUAUGAGGGUGGGGGGAGAAGAAAGAGCUGUUCAGAUAACGCUAUGCUGAGAACCUGCCUUCCAGUAUUUGUUGACUGUCACAGUUUAUCAACAGGGUUUGCAUCAAGUUCUUCAGCUCUUUCAAAUUGGCAGGAAAGGUUUGCUUUUAUUCUUUCCUCUCUCUCUAUUUUUUUAAAAAUUAAAGCCCACAUAGGAAUGUUUGAAAAGCACCGUUGCUUCUGGGGAAGGAGGAAGUAGCACUGAGGUGUGGCUGUCUUUAGAUUUCUUUUCAUUUGUAUGGCCACACAUAGUGGCCUUUCCCCUCCUAGUUGCUUUAGGGCCACCGAGCCUGACAUAAAAUUGCACAAUAAGUAAGAGGUGCUGAGGGAUGGGGUGGGGUGACAGCGGAGGGAGCAUCUCUUCCCGUUCCACUCAGUUCCACCAGUCGCCCCCACGGCCUGCUAAGUUCCAGCUCCAAAUAUUUAGAAAGUGAUGCAAGACUGCUCUCACCUUCCUUCCGUUUCAUUCCUGCCCACGAAGACGCAAACGUCAGGAGUAUCCUGCAAUGCAAAUAUGGCUGCCGUCAGAACACAUUUGGGACUACAUGGGAGAAAGUAGGAGUGUUGAACUCUCCCCCGCCCCCCCAGACUGGAUGGAUUGUCCUUCAGAAAAAUGACAAACAGAACAAACAAAAACAGCAACAAAAACACUAACCCAGACUGCACUUUUUUUUCCACCCAAAGGAAAAAGAAAUAGCAAAUCUCCCUCUUCAAGCACAACUCCGACUUUUCUCACCAACUCUCAGCCUGGGAGAGUUGGGGAAGCAACCAGUCUCACCUAGAGACACCAUAUCUCUGGGGCGGGCGGCGGGCGGGUUGGGAAGCGGGGGAUGUGAUACCCAUUGAAAUGCUGUAAAUAUGAAAUCCUAAAAACAAAACAGAGAAUUGAUUUACUCACUUGAAAAAAAGGAAAAACAAACCAAGGGACUUUUCUGUCUGGGUUUUAAAUAUAUCUAUAUCUAUAUAAUAUAUAUAGAUAUAUGGUACUCAGCUCUGCUCUGGCCCCAUGUGUGGUAUGGGAGCAUGGAAGGAAAAAUGGGGGGAAAUCCCUUCUUUGACAAAGACAACUGGGGGAAACCCGCCGAGAGCAGAUUUUUACAAUCAAAAAAGAGGAAAAACAUUUUGGCACAAUUUUUAUGUAAUAUAUAACAUAUACUGCGUCAUUUCUGUGACCUUGAAGCAUUUCCCCUUUCCUGCCGGAUGAGGUACCUUUUUCAUACAUCUCCACAUGAAGUUGGUUAUUUUCUCAUUAACUGCCACUUUGGAAUUGUGGGUGGGGGAAAACACACUUUUACUGCAAGACCCAAAGAUGCUGUAAUGCUGUCGGUUACAGAAAAAUCCUUCGCUUUUAAGAAUUCUAAGGGGGGACAGAGUAGUUUCAUUUCAUCAUCAUUAUUUUUAAGCAGCCAAGUCUUAUCUAUGUAGAAACUUCCAGGCUAGAUGUCAUGUUAUAUCAAAAAGGGAAAUGGUGCGUGGUUUUGCCACUUGGAGCCUUGAAAUGUUUGUUCUCUUACUUUUAUUUCGUUUGCAUCUUUUGUCCUCUCCCAGUUAAUGGAAUUGCUAAGAGACUAGGUAAAAAGCAGAAGCCGAGGGUUUGGCAUUCUUACCUUCCUUGGAAUAGGCAGGGGGUUCCUUUCUCUGUGCCAUGCUAUGGCAGGAAAGAAGAGCCAUCAUCACUCCUUGUGGCCUGCUUACAUCUCUUAUCCCAGUGCCACAGCUAAGACCCAAGGUGCCAAUAUUAAAUUGCCCUGUACAGUGGCAGCACAAUCAAUCAAGUCCUCCUUUUCCAUCAGGAGACAGCACUAACCCUGAUGACAGUGAGCUUUCUUUUUUCAGUUUCUUGCUCCGUGUUCCCCUGUGUUAUCAUUGUGCUAGUCCUGUUCAUAUGGUUGCUUCCCCUAGCAGCUGCAUGUUUGCAGCAUCCAAGAAUGCCCCUUGAUCAUGUUUGGUAAAGAGAAGCUUGUUGUGUGCCCAUAUUGAUAUUUUCUGCAAAGAACCUAGUUAAAGGUUGGCCACAAAGAAAGAGAAGAAACCCAAUACAUCUGUAGCUCACAGAGCUUGAUCUGACAUCAUUUACUAUCUCGGGACAUGGCAUAUAAUAGGCACAGACUUUUUCACCUACUUUUUCACCCUCCACCCAACCUAAUGUAAUUAUACUUGAUUCAGAGAUAGGGACUAAUGGUUUUCAGAAGUAUUUUGUUUUAUAUCAGAGUCAUACUUUCAAAGGGCACAAGGAAUUGGGUUGUGGGGUUUUCCCUGCCCUUGUUACUGUUUCCACAGGUUUGGGUUGUAUUCUUCAUUAGGAUCUCAUUGCAUGAAAGUUGGAAGGGUAGUGUGAGAAUCCUGACAAAUCCCUGUUGGCUCAAACUCCUUCCUGUCGCUCUUUCGAUCUUGGUCCAGAACCAACUUGCUCACCCUCUUAGAUGGACACCUUACCCUUGUGAGGACAAGGCCCAACUCCCAUUUACCUGAUUCCAUCACCAAACCAUGGUUCUGAUCAAUCCUCUCCCCAAUACCAAAUGGCCUUAUUCACCCCACUUGCAUUUGCUGCAUUGGCCCAAGGAAGGCCCUGUGUUCAGGAACUGCCUUGGUAUGAUCACCAAGAGGUACCUCCAUUUGGAAACCUCAUGUGGAAAACAAAAACAAAAAAACCAAAGACAUAUCUGCCCUCAUCCAUCCUGUUGGAGCGAAGCUGUAGAGACCGAGUCUCUAGCAGCCCAACCUCAAGGCUUUGCGCUUUCCAGCUUCAUGUUAGCUAUGAGUAGUCCACACUGUACUUGAGAUUUGGACUUUAAUUGAAAUGAAAAGAUUGACACGAUUAUGAAGUACUGUAGUAUCAGUGUUACGGCAUGUUCUGUCCUGGCACAAGAGGAAGGGGGCGCUAACACUAUUGAAGUAACCACUGUAAGAAUAGUCUUGGAAACCAGCCACUGGAAUCAGCCCAGAUGCUCCCAGGUGCUGGGUAGUGGCAGCCAGAAUCCAUAUGCGUUGAAGGCGUGUUCAUGCUAGUUGCACUUUGCCAUUGCCCUGUUUCUUUUAUUACUGCUUAUCUUGGUGCAAGGAAAAAUCUUGGAGAGAGCUCUGUAGAGGCACACCCCUGUUUUAACUUGGACUACAGGUAUAGGCCAGGAAGAGUCCUGCAGCCAUUACUGCCACUGAGGGGAGAGGUAUGCCCACUGUGUGUUGGUAUGAAAUAAGGCCAGCCCUAGAUAUGAGGGGGCCCUUGGCAGACCCACCUUCUGGUGAGCCCCCCCCCCAAACUGGAGACCCCUUAUAAGGUCACCCACCGGUAGUGGUGCCGGCAGAACUUCUGAUCAGUGGUGUGUUGUCCCCAGCUGGGGAGCUGAGAUCUGCCACAAGGGGUCCCAGCAGCUAUCCAAGGAUGCUGUGGUGGAUGCUAAGACUGUCCUCUUCUAAAUGUGUGCUCCCUCACCUGUUGUCAAUUAUUGUUCACCGUUAUCAUACCCACCUCUGGCAAUAGAGAGUGGAUCCAGAGAAAGUAUAGCUGUCCAGCCCAAACUUGAGAAGUGAAGCUACCACUAGGAUAGAAGCGGGCUGCCCCCACCAGUUACAUUAUAUAUAUAUAUAUAUAUAUAUAUACCCUGCCUGGGCUAUACCGGUAAUUAUUUUGAGAGGUUAUUUGUGCUCUUCACAUACCUUCAUGAUUUCAUAAAUCUCUUUUCCCCCCUAACUCAUCUUUUUGUUUCCUUUGUGGGGAAGAUGCUCCAACCCUCUGGUUUUAGCUGCCUGUUUUAACCUAUUUUCAACAACUUCCCUUGUUAGAAGAGAGUUGCAUAUUGUAUUCUACAUAUGGGUGUGCCAUAGAUAUCAAGAAUGCUGUAGCGCUAAUUGCUGGUUUGUUUUUAAUCCUUUUCCUAACAUGGAAUUUACCUUUCUUCUUUUUAACUACCAUGAUAUCCUUGCACUUUCUAUUUUGACUCCCAAUAUUACAUUCUUGUGUCAUUUGCUACCCCUUUAACCAGUUUUAGCGUUUCAGUAGGGAACUGCAAGUUCCCCUCAUAUCCAGCAGUGAUAAAAACAGGCUUUUCUCAAUCCACAACUUGAAGGAAAUGCCCUAUUAGCUUAGAGCAAGAAUUCAGAAACUGUGACCCCUCUGAUGUUAUGGGACAGCCCACAGCCAAUCCAAGACUUGGAAGGUAACAGUUUGCUCUAUACAUUUUUCUUUGGGUCUGUGUGGUGCAGAUGCUUCAAACGCCAUCCAGCAGCACCCACUGCAGAGUCCAGAUAUUUUGAACGUAAGUGGCAUUAUCAUUCUAGGGUGGAAUGGUGGGCAAGGCUGCAUAUAUCUGCUCUAGGCCUUGCACAGAUUGACUUCUACUGAACUUUUGUACAGAAUUCAUCUUGUUUUAUAUCAUUGAAGUCUCAAUCUGUGGGUUACAGAAAGGAAUUAAAGGUAUCUAAAGUUUGAAUGUGAAAUCUGUAGGAUAGUAAAAAACCAAGGAGGCAUCACAUUUAUCGUGAAGCUUCAGGAGCCAACAGGUGCCACUCAUUUUGUAUGGCCAGAGGGGGCUCAAGCUUCCCCAUGAGAAACCCUCCUCAGCUUCCUAAACAACUCCUGCUGACACCUCCAGCCAUCCUGGGCAUAGCCAGAAGCCCUCUUUGCUUGCACCCCAUUAAGCUGAGGCACCUGGCCUGUCGUUCUUUUUCUCUACCCAUCCAUCUACGACUUAUGCAAACCCAUGAACUCAACUCACUUUAGCAAAGUACUCCGCUUGACUUCUCCAGAGUUACAUCUCCUUGGCCCAAUGAGAGCAGUUGGGCAAGCUAGCUCAAGCUUACUCCCCCUUCAGCCUUCAAACCAGAAUAGCAUGGAGAGCAGGAUAAAAUCUAGGACAAGAUUAAGGCCCACGAUUCCUGUGCCAUGAAGCCAGUUGGGCAAAUUAGCCUCUAUGCCUCACUUAAGUAAACUGCACUCUGUUCAUCUAGGCCAUCUUUGUCUUCUCUAUAAUUGGCUGUCUAUAAGCCAACAUGAGGGGCAUUUAUGCAUAAGCUAGUUCAGGACAGCACUACCUCUAGGGCAACAUUUAAACUCCAAAUCUGCUGCUCUAAAUGCCACUCUGAGCUUAAUCCUCUGAAGCAGUGGCAGAUAUGCCCUGCUCCCCCUUUGUUGGGGGAGUGAAAGACACUCCCUUCUUUGCCAGGAACUCUCUCAGGCUGCCUCCAAACUCCUCAAGCGUGGUUCUUUUGCAGAGUCCGUGAAAGGACAGAUAUAUCGCCUGAACUAGCAACCAGCAGAGCUCAGAAGCGGAGAAUCGCCCAUCUUCCCCAAACUGCAUGACCAAGGGGUGUGCUCCAACACUGGGGUCUCCCAGUUUGUAGGGAGUGAAUUUUUGCAUUGGGCUCCCUCUGCCAGCUAAGGCUGCCAUACAGGGACUCCUUAUACCAGCAGCUCCUUGCUUGGCACAGGCCUCCACAAGGCAGCCCUGUGCCCUAGAUUGGGUCUCCCCACUUCUGUGGGCAGUGGUGGCCUUCAAAGGGUUGGAACAACACCUGUAGGGCCACCUAGUACCAACUGGUGGGCCCAGACGCCAAUUAUUUUCACUCAGUCAUUCCAUUGAAGGUAUGAGCACCAAUAUGCCACGCCCAGCAAAGGUAGUGAGAAAGACUUGUGCUGGAACAGGAAGUGGAUGCAAAAAGGGAAAGGGAUGCCCAGUGGCGUAAUGGGAAAUGGCAGCCUGCUUUCCAGAGCUGCAGGCUGGUUCCCUGGUCAGGCCACACUGCCUCCUUGAAGCUGACCCUCCCUGCUCUCCCAUCCUCAUUCCCAGCUCCCUCCAGGUUUAGCAGUAAAGCUGUGCCUUUCGAAUGGCAGCAUGAAGGCCUGAGCCCAGGAACCCAGGGCCUGCUGGGAAGGUUUGCGAUUCAUUCUCUCCCUUGGCCCCUCAAUGUCCCCCUCCUACAGGUUGGUGCUGAUCCAUUUCAAUCUCCACACUGUUGCUUUUUGCCCACUUUGCCUCUUCCCCCCCCCCACCCUUCUCCUUUCCAUUUCUCUUGUCUUUCAGUCCCCUUCCCUUCCUUUCAACAUGCCAAACCAAUUUUGGGUCGAGUGCAUUAAACAGAAAAAAAAUAUAAUAAUGAAAAUUUUAAAAAUAUUUAAAAAAAUGGAAACUUGUUGAGUUACAAAAAAAAUAAAACAAUAAAGAAAAUACAAUUUCUUGGAACUGUUGGUAGUUGCGAAUAUUUCUUUGUGGCCCAAGAUGUACAGGAGCAUAAAGCGAAAACACAGCCAUGGAAAAGGCCUGAUGUGAAAAAUCCUGAGCACUUUGAAGACUGUCCAUGGAGCUAGCUUCUCUGUAACCAGCCACUGCAUUUUCCUUUACUUAUUUACUU